This is a messenger RNA of Trichoderma breve, 1071 nucleotides long. RefSeq names its product alpha/beta hydrolase fold domain-containing protein. The transcript has 6 exons. Bases 1 to 1071 code for a protein of 356 amino acids. Gene Ontology annotation, biological process: epoxide metabolic process. Lineage: Eukaryota; Fungi; Ascomycota; Sordariomycetes; Hypocreales; Hypocreaceae. Gene Ontology annotation, molecular function: epoxide hydrolase activity. The record is from RefSeq and is a predicted model, not a curated record.
AUGAAAUCGAUUGGCUUUCCCUUCUUAUAUUUAUGCACAUUGACUGGUGCAUCAUCCGUCGCCAGUGGCAAUCAUGGUUCGUACGACGUGCGGCCUUUUACUAUUAGCCUCUCCCAUGAUGUUCCUCGCAUGCUAGAGCGCAUACGAGAUACAGAGCUGCCAGAUGCAAUCUCUCAAUAUCCAGGGAAUGAAGCUGGCAUUAGUCUGGAGACCCUGAAAGCCUUCAGAAACCAGUGGCUCGUCGACUUCGAUUGGUUCAAAGAAGAAGAAUCGCUGAACAGAUAUCAUCAUUUCACGGCCAAAAUAGAGAAUCUUGAUGUGCAUUUCAUACAUGAAAAGUCAAAUGAACCUGAUGCGAUCCCACUAAUUCUCUACCAUGGUUGGCCAGGAUCAUUUCUCGAAUUUAUUCCCCUGAUAAAGAACCUCACACAAAAGGCAAAAACAUCUACUGGGAAACAUGUUUCAUUUGAUGUGAUUGUACCAUCACUACCUGGCUUCGCUUUUUCCUCCGCGCCAGGAGCUAACUGGACAGUGGACGAUUCUGCUCGGGUCUUUAAUACUCUAAUGACAAAAGUCUUAGGGUAUAAGACUUAUGCAGUUCAUGCUACGGGAAGCGGGUACUUUAUUGAGGAAGGUUCAAAGCCUAAUGACAUUGGCCUUGUGCUAUACGAUAACCCGGUGGGCCAGCUUGUGUGGAUUGGAGAGAAGUAUAUUGAAUGGUCGGAUCCUAAGGCGGGCACCAGCCCAUCCGUGUUGACUCACAAUGAGAUUCUUCGCAUUAUAUCCCUUUAUUAUCUGACCAAGUCAAUCUUGUCAUCAGGAUAUAUCUACUUCCAGAAUCCUCUCGGCCAAACUGGAUUUCGAUACAAUUAUACGAGGGCCCGCACAGAUGCUCCCAUGCUCUUCAGUGCCUUCAAAUACAAUGUCCAUUACUGGCCACGCGCAUUAGCUGAAACCGUGGGCAAUUUGGUCCUUUACCGAAAUCAUGACUUUGGCGGGCAUUUCCCUGGGCUGGAUAACCCCCCUGCUCUGAUAGAAGAUAUACGAGAAAUCGGUAGCUAUUGGGAAUGA